Molecule: messenger RNA, 1002 nt
Organism: Cryphonectria parasitica EP155
Lineage: Eukaryota; Fungi; Ascomycota; Sordariomycetes; Diaporthales; Cryphonectriaceae
Exons: 1
Coding region: 1-1002 (333 amino acids)
Source: RefSeq, a predicted model, not a curated record
AUGUCUCGUGUCCACGCGAUAGUAUCGGCUCUCUUUGGGCUCGCCGCCGCAGAGACGGCCGUCGCCCCAGCAGCACCCGUUGCAGGCACCAUCUCCGGCCCCGUCAAUGUCACUUCUGAUAAUGCGCCCUCGGGCCAGCAGUACGAGCGCGAUGCAGGCUGGUUGGGCACGGUUGGGUCGAGGGUGUUCGUCAUGAACUUCGACACAAGCCUAUGCAACGCGGACGAGACGACCAACUGCACCUUCAUCGGGACCAACUCGUUCGCCGACGCGACGACCGUGGCCGCCGUGGUCACUGACCCGCCUGAGGCAGUCAAUCUGUGCAACACCGACGACCAGCUUGGGUGGGUCACCAAUGUGUGGGGAGUCAACGAUACCCACGGCAUCGGCUUCUUCCUCAACAUCACGCACGAUACCACCACCGGCGAGGAGUUGAACCAGGGCAGCUCCCCCGUCAUAUUCGACGUGUCAGAGGACACGCCUGUGUGCACUCGCAUCAACGAUGCCGUCGACUUUUGGACCGCAGACGCCAACCACGCCACGUACGGAAACGGGGGCUCCCUCACCGCCCUCGAUGGGUACAUGUACAUCUAUGCCAACCAGAAUAACGUCAUGUACCUGGCUCGUGUCCCCUUCAAUGUGGACGACGCCUCUGACCUAUCGUCCUACACGUACUGGAACGGCGACGACUUUGUGGCGGAUGAGUCUGAGGCUGUCGGCAUCAUGGACGUUCUCGGCGGGUCCAUCUUCUACAGCAAUUUCCUCGAGAAAUAUGUCUGGCUCUCUGAGGGCCUUGGUUAUUCUGGUAUUUAUGCGUAUGUCUCAGACCUGCCUCAGGGGCCCUUCAGCAAUGGUACUCUGUUGUUUACGGAUCCCUCCCGGGGAGGCACCUAUGCGCCGUUCGCCAUGACAAACUACGACGCGACGGGUGCGACUGUCAAGAUUGUGUACUCUGUGGUUGACAACCUGUCGCAAAGGGUGAGGACGGUGACUUGGAAUUAA